Molecule: messenger RNA, 624 nt
Organism: Lonchura striata (white-rumped munia)
Lineage: Eukaryota; Metazoa; Chordata; Aves; Passeriformes; Estrildidae
Source: RefSeq, a predicted model, not a curated record
AUGGCGGCGGCCAUUUCCGUCCGUGACGUCAUCGGGAGGCGCCGCGCGACGAUGCUGGAGGCGCUGGGCGGCGGGGGGCUGCUGCUCGUCAGGGAGCCCCCUCCCCGAAUUGUGGCGCUGCUGCACCAGGACCUGCACCCCCCCCAAAUUUUGGGGGCUCUCGGGGGGCUCGCCCGGGCCCAGCUGAUCCUGGGGGGGCCCCCCGAGACCCCCGGGGCUCCCCGGAGGCUGCGGCUGCUGCGGGACCCCCAAAAACGGGGGGGACCCCAACAGGAGACCCUGACCCUCCUCCCCGACGGCUCCUUGGGGGGCCCCCCCCAGACCGAGCCCCCCCCGAGCCCCGGGGACCCCUCCCCAAAUUGGGGCGAGCCCGAAACGCCCCAAAAAUCCCCAAAUUUCGGGGGGACCCCCCUGACGUUCCGCCUGGGGCUGUCGGGGGCCGAGCGGGCGGCCAGGGCGGCCCUGACCCCCCCGUACCUGCUCAGGAGCGACCCCGAGCCGCCCCCCGAGGACCCCGAGGACCCCGACGAGGACCUGGAGCUGUGACCCCCCCCCCGGGAACCCCAAAUUUGGGGAGAAAAUCCCCAAAUUUGGGACCCCAAUAAAGGAGCUGCUGCCCCCCCA